AUGGCAGGGGAGCGUCGGGUGCACCUGGCCCCCUCUCUGCCUGCUGCAGCACUGCUGAACGGGAAGACCAGUGCCUGGUGGCUGCGCGGGCGCCCUUUUAAGUGCAACAGCCAGCCGGCAGCGGCCCCAUCCCAGCCGCUGACCCACGGGGCCUUUCCGGCCCGCCUCCACCGCUUCCUCUUGCCGAGGGCUGGAUGCCGACGGAAGCCGCCGCCCUCCGCUCACCUGGGCGCCCCGCCCGGCCCCGCCUCUUGCUCCUGCUGCAGCUGCGCCGGAGGGCCAUGGCCGAGGCCGAGCAGAGGCGGGCGGCGGCGGCGGCGGGGCGCUGGCGGCAGCCGGAGGCGGCUAGGUGAGGGAGGGACGGAGGGAGGGGCGGCCGGCCGGCCGGCCGGCCGCUCGCGGCGCUCUGACCCACGUGUCUUUGUUCCCUGCAGCUGGCGCGGCGCCCACCCUCCCGGCCCACCGGCGGACCCCAGCGGCAGCGGAGGCUUCCUGGACGGGCCGCGAUGCCGCGCCCUGUGCACGGCAAGAGCUUGCUGCCAGCUGGUCCAGGUCCUUCUCUGCGUGCUGUUGGUCACCUGCAGCUCCGUCUCCUACAACUCCGUGGGCGGCUACACGGGCCUCUUCAGCCUGGGGAGCGUUUACUACUACCCGUACGGAGGGGCCUACAGCGGCUUUGCUGGGGCGGAUGGGGAGAAGGCCCAGCGCCUGGACGCCCAGUUCCAGCAGCUGAAGCUGCCGCCGGCUCAGGCCGCCAUGGCCGUGGGGGGAGCCCUGCUGGCCUUCGCUUGCCUCCAGAUCGGGGCCGGGCUCUUGCGGCUGCCCUGGCACUGCCCCGCUUGGCUGAUAGCCGAGGCCUUUCUGGACGUGGCCAUUGCUCUGGGCCUAGUGCCGGCCUUGUACUUCUUCUACAGCCACCUCCACGCUGCCUAUGCCUCCUCUGUGUGCAGGGAGCGGGAAAGCCUCUACCACAGCAAAGGCUAUAGCGGCUUUGGCUGCAGCUUGCAUGGGGCAGAGAUGGCUGUGGGCUUCUUUGCUGGGGCGGUCAUCGCAGCCUUCUUUCUUGCUGCUUUCCUGGCUGUUCGGGCCUUCAGGACCAUCCGGAAGUGCCAGGCAAAGCCAGUGGAGACGUACGGCACCUAGCCUGGCUCCUGUGCCAGUCAGAGUUGGGGCCCAGGCAGGCACGUGGGCAGCCGACGGAGUGAACCAAGAAGUGCCUUUACACCAUGUGCCACCUGGAUGGCUGCUCUCCAGAAGAAGAGACUUUGUCAAGGACAACCUCCGCUGUGCUGGGCCUUCUCCCCAGCCACAGCUUUGCUCCUGUUCCUGCCUCAUGCCCCACACCGGUGUGAGUGGACUUCUCUCUCACCUCCCCCCACUUCACAUUUCAUGUUCAUCCUUUAAAUGAAACCAGUCAUCUUUCUGCGCCCAGUUUCUUUCAGCCGAGGAGUCCUGGCAGGUCACAAAACUGAUGACUGCUAUGGAACCCAGGACAGGGAUGGGGGGAUCUCUCCCCCGCCACACGCACUUUCCUCCACAUUUCCAAACUGCCAGCGAAAGCAGCUUUGCCCCCUCCUCCCAUCACUGAGAACUCUUGCAAGUGGGUCUGUGCAUUUGCCUCCAAUGGUCUCUGCAGUCUGUUGUCAGUGAUGAUUGUAGAACAACUUUUAUUGUACAAUAAAAUCAGGGCUUUCGUCAUUA
Elgaria multicarinata webbii is the source of this 1701-nucleotide messenger RNA. It is a transcript of the gene MARVELD3, whose product is annotated as MARVEL domain containing 3. The transcript has 3 exons. Gene Ontology annotation, cellular component: membrane. Bases 1 to 1143 code for a protein of 380 amino acids. NCBI's taxonomy places the organism in Eukaryota, Metazoa, Chordata, Lepidosauria, Squamata, Anguidae. The record is from RefSeq and is a predicted model, not a curated record.